Molecule: messenger RNA, 1806 nt
Organism: Acaulospora morrowiae
Lineage: Eukaryota; Fungi; Glomeromycota; Glomeromycetes; Diversisporales; Acaulosporaceae
Source: the annotation of a GenBank genome assembly
AUGUCGAAAUUUUGGUCAUCGCUAUCUCAAGAUUUUGGAAAUAUCCUGGAGGACUCGGAUGAUUACAAUGUUUUGAUUAACGUUGGCGACGAUUCUUCCGGUGUGUCUUCUUUCCAUGCCCACUCGGUGGUGUUGAGAGCCAGAUCACCUUAUUUUCGCACGGCCCUAUCCAACGAUUGGGCAAAGAAAGAAGGGGGCAUCAUGAUUUUCAGUAAACCGAAUAUUUCACCUGCCAUUUUUUCUUUAAUUCUAAAAUUCAUGUAUACGGGAAACAUCACUCUAGAACAGCAGAAGGAGGUCGAUCUCUUGAAAUUGUUGGUUGCAUCCGAUGAACUAUUACUAUAUGAACUUCACGAUCACAUUCAGGAAUUUUUGCUCAGAAAUAAGUCGGACUGGCUCCAACGAAAUUUUGCUCAGGUGCAGCGUACAGUAUUUCAACUUGAAUCAGCCAAAGGAUUGCAGGCGUUCUGUCUGGUGACAAUCUGUGAAGAACCUCAAAUAAUAUUUAAGGCGAAAGAUUUCACACUCCUCGAGAAAGAGGUCUUGGCCUCUAUAUUGGAACGCAGUGACUUGGAGAUAGAAGAAGUUGUCAUUUGGGACCACCUAUUGGAGUGGGGUAUUGCGCAGAACUCGCAUCUCACCAUUGACAUUAACAAGUGGUCCCCCGAGGAUUUCGCAACUUUGCGCGAAACUCUUGAGGAUUUACUCCCUUCCAUAAGAUUCUUCCAAAUGACAUCGACAGAAUUUUACAAUAAGAUUCGACCAUUCAAACAAAUCCUCCCACCUGAAUUAUACGACGACCUGAAACGAUUUCACUUUAAAGUCGGCAUGCAACUUAAACCUGAUUACUUGCAAUCCCGAAGGUACAAAGGCAUCGAAUCAACCAUGAUCGAACGACAGCACGCGGCGCUCAUAGCUUCUUGGAUUGAUGGUUGCGAGAGCACCUCUCUGAUAUCGUACGUCGGUGAACUUCAAUAUGAAUUUAGAUUACUGUUAAGAGGAAGCAGAGAUGGAUUCUCCGCCUCAACUUUUCACGAUCGAUGUGACAACCAAGGUCCAACAAUCGUUGUUCUUAAAGUUGAUGAAAAACAUGUGAUCGGCGGUUACAACCCUCUCUCAUGGUGUUCUACCAACACUUGGAGAUAUACUCGUGAUAGCUUUAUAUUUCAAUUUAAUACGGAUUACAAGCAUAAAUUGUUAGCCAAAUUUGGUCGAGUAUUACCAUCAUUCGCUCCAUACGCCAUAAAUGAUUCCCAGUGCAACGGGCCAUGCUUUGGUGAUGGUGACUUGUGGAUGUUGGAUCAAUUCAACACACCCGGGUCAUGCUCAUGUAAUAAAGAAUCCUAUGAACAAAGCGUGGGCGAUAUAUUUCAUAGAGAUUCCUGGGGUGGGAAGAAUGGUAUCUUUGCAGUGGAAGAUUAUGAAGUGUUUCAGGAAAUCGAGAAUAGAAAAAUGACUUCUCCAGAUUUUGUCUCCCAAGAGCUAAGUAACAUUUUGAAAGAAUAUGAAUAUGGCAUUGUCCCAAAUUCUAUAAAGAUUCUUAGUAAAGAACCAGCAAAAUUUCAAAUAGGAUUGCUCGAGAACGUUCAGUUAAUAAUAACAAUUACCGAAUUCGGAUUUACCAUCACAGAUAUAGAUUAUUCGAAAAAAAAUGAGGGUCCAAUCAUCGAAAAUUUAAAUAAAUGCAUUAAUAAACCCUUUGAAACCAUGGAUGCACUGUUGUCGUUCACCAGCCCUAAAUUUGUCGAAAAAUUCAACCAAACUCUAUUCGAGAGAUUAUUGGUUUUAGAAAAAUCGCAAGAAUGA